Molecule: messenger RNA, 1388 nt
Organism: Harpia harpyja (harpy eagle)
Lineage: Eukaryota; Metazoa; Chordata; Aves; Accipitriformes; Accipitridae
Exons: 2
Coding region: 90-785 (231 amino acids)
Source: RefSeq, a predicted model, not a curated record
GGAAAACACUCGCACAAGGAACCUGUUGGCAAAAUGGAAAUUAUGGGUCAGUAUUGGGACCGCCGCUGUUUAACAUCUUUGUCGGCAACAUGGACAGUGGGAUUGAGUGCACCCUCAGCAAGGUUGCCAACGAUGCCAAGCUGUGUGGUGCGGUCGACACACUGGAGGGAAGGGAUGCCAUCCAGAGGGACCUUGACAGGCUAGAGAGGUGGGCCCGUGCAAACCUCAUGAAGUUCAACAAGGCCAAGUGCAAGGUCCUGCACGUGGGUCGGGGCAAUCCCAAGCACAAAUACAGGCUGGGCGAUGAGUGGAUUGAGAGCAGCCCUGCGGAGAAGGACUUGGGGGUGUUGGUUGACGAGAAGUACAACGUGACCCGGCAAUGUAUGCUUGCAGCCCAGAAAGCCAACUGUAUCCUGGGCUGCAUCCAAAGAAGCAUAGCCAGCAAGUCGAGGGAGGUGAUUCUCCCCCUCUACUCCGCUCUUGUGAGACCCCCACUGGCGUACUGUGUUCAGCUCUGGGGCCCCCAGCAGAAGGAGGACAUGGACCUGUUGGAGCAAGUCCAGAGGAGGGCCACAAAGAUGAUCAGAGGGCUGGAGCACCUCUCCUACGAAGACAGGCUGAGAGAGUCAGGGUUGUUCAGCCUGGAGAAGAGAAGGCUCCAGGGGCACCUUACAGCAGCCUUCCAGUACCUAAAGGAGGCCUACAAGAAAGCCGGAGAGGGACUUUUUACAAGGGCAUAUAGUGACAGGACAAGGGGUAGUGGCUUUAAACUGAAAAGAAAGUAGACGUAGAUUAGAUAUAAAGAAGAAAUGCUUCAUUCUGAGGGUGGUGAGGCGCUGGAACAGGUUGCCCAGAGAAGUUGUGGAUGCCCCAUCCCUGGAAGGGUUCAAGGCCAGGUUGGAUGGGGCUUUGAGCAACCUGGUCUAGUGGAAGGUGUCCCUGCCCAUGGCAGGGGGGUUGGAACUAGAUGAUCUUUAAGGGCCCCUACAACCCAACCUAUUCUAUGAUUCUAUGAUAGGCUGAAAUGAUUUAGUUUAUAAAUGCAUGAUUUUUUUCUAUAUUCAUGCUUAAUUUUAUUUUGUCAUUUAGAGUAUCUUUACGUGCAUAAAUAGAUCUGGGAGAUUUAUAAAGUGUCAGAAUAGCAGCCACAAUGAGACAAUAUUAGAAUAGUCCUUUUUUUCAGUAUUUCUUCUGAUCUUGUAAGUAUGAAAAAUAAUGUGCUGGCUUUUCAUUUCUUAAUCCUCUAAGGAAUGUAGCAACUUUAAGGAGAAUUAAUCUCUCCUUACUUUGGGAGUCUAAAACUUGGGCGCUAUGAUGAACAAGAUCACUGAGGAGUACCCUGUUAUCAGGGAAGAGAAAUGGCUACUGCCAAAGAGCUGAUAAGCAUC